AUGGAUGGGACUCACUUGUACGAAAAGUAUAAGGGUUGUCUGUUAGUGGCAGUUUUACAGAAUGGCAACCACAAUAUCAUCCCAAUUGCAUUUGCUAUUGUGGAGGGAGAGACUUCUGAUGCGUGGCACUUUUUCCUCAGUAACUUGCGGCAACAUGUUGUCACUCGGGAUGGUGUGGGGCUGAUAUCCGACCGAUACGAAUCCAUCAAUGCAACUGUGGCACGCAGUAACGGACUUUGGUCACCUCCCAAAGCUUUCCACAUGUUUUGCAUAAGGCAUAUAGAGUCGAAUUUUUUGAGAAAGUUCAAGGCACCGUACCUACAAAAACUGGUUGUCAAUAUAGGUUAUUCGCAGACAUAUGCGUUGGCAUUUGAUGAUGGCUACCGAUGGGGCCACAUGACGACGAACCUAGUGGAGCGCAUCAACUCAGUGUUGAAGGGUGCAUGCAAUCUUCCCAUCACUGCUCUUGUCAAGGCAACAUUCUACAGGCUUAACGAAUUGUUCACCCGAAAAAGAGCCGAGACAGAAGCACAGAUUAAUGCUGGGCAUGUUUUUUCUAAGCUCGUGACCUCAAAGUUGCAUGCAAACCAGCUAGCAUCAAGAAACAUCCAGGUCAGUUGUUUCGACCGGCAGAAUGAGGUCUUUGAGAUGCGUGAGAUGCCAAGUGGACUGGAAUAUGCCGUCGACCUCCGUCGACAAAGAUGUGGCUGUGAAGAGUUCUAG
This is a messenger RNA of Arachis stenosperma, 723 nucleotides long. RefSeq lists its product as uncharacterized. NCBI's taxonomy places the organism in Eukaryota, Viridiplantae, Streptophyta, Magnoliopsida, Fabales, Fabaceae. Bases 1 to 723 code for a protein of 240 amino acids. The record is from RefSeq and is a predicted model, not a curated record. The transcript has 3 exons.